AUGGUAAUAAAUAGUGAUCAGAACUCUUUGAGUAUACGGGAUGUGAUAAAUCUACGACAUCAACUUCCUCGAUAUUCAUGUGGUAUAAAAAAGCUGAACGCGUCUCUAUAUGAAGGAUGUGGAUUCAGAAGUGGGUUAAUUUAUGAUUUGAACUGUGUCCCUGGAAAUGUCGGAAAGUGGGAACUUAUUUUCAGGAUAAUUCUGGAGUGUCUGCAAUCAGAAACCUCAUCUGCAACUAAAAAAGUAUUGGUGGUACAAACUUUUGAUCAGAUUCCAUGGUUCAAGCUAAGGAAAUCAAGCCAUUUUCAUGAGCGGUUUGUUAAUCAUAUUCAGGUGGUUCAGGUACAAACAUUAUCCCAGCUCAUUGUUUUCUUACAAAAUAGUGAUUUCUCCAAAUUUAAAAUGGUUCUUAUAGAUGGCUUUCAGGACCUAUACAGGAUGAAUCGAAUAGAAAUUCAAAAGCAGAUAAAUCGAAAUAGGAAAAGAAGACGGAAAAGUACAUUGACAAAUAAUAUGUAUACUGGACCAAUUCAAAAGUUAUACCGUGUAAUGGAGGACAUAGUUGUCACACUUGCAUCGAUCGCAUCGAAAUAUCAACUUGUAAUCAUUACUACCGGAAAGUGUGAUGUUUUUAAUCAACGAAUUCGCCAGGAAGAGUUAAAUACUGAGAGUAACAGUGAAGAGUGUUCGGAUACGGACUCAUCGACGUCUUCUGAUGGGCAGAGAACUCCAGAGUUCUUUAUUCAGCGUAUUUUAGUGCCGGCGGUAUCCCUUCAGGAUCAUGUUUCCGAGUUGUAUACCAACAGAAUCAUACUUUACAACGAUUGGAUUCGUCAAGUAUCCCCUGAUGGACCAGUAACAACUGGUCUUGACAAAACAACUUCAAUCAAAAAGUAUAUCGAAUUGCUUAAUGGCGGUCGGAUGAAAAGUGCUCCUCAUUUUCUGAUAGCAUCUUGUGGUCCAAGUAAAUCUGCCAAUCAACGAUUCACCGAGGGUUGGUUCAAAAUUGAUACUGUAACAUUUGAUAUCAUUGAUGUCGAUAACGUAGAGAAUGUGCUGCCAUCGACAUCAAUAAUCGGCCAUCAGCCCUUAGAAACGGAUGAAAUUGCAGAUUCGCAAUGA
This is a messenger RNA of Brettanomyces bruxellensis, 1122 nucleotides long. RefSeq lists its product as uncharacterized. The record is from RefSeq and is a predicted model, not a curated record. NCBI's taxonomy places the organism in Eukaryota, Fungi, Ascomycota, Pichiomycetes, Pichiales, Pichiaceae. Bases 1 to 1122 code for a protein of 373 amino acids. The transcript has a single exon.